Messenger RNA from Setaria italica (foxtail millet), 2055 nucleotides. RefSeq lists its product as uncharacterized. The coding region runs from base 1 to 2055 and encodes 684 amino acids. The record is from RefSeq and is a predicted model, not a curated record. The transcript has 6 exons. Lineage: Eukaryota; Viridiplantae; Streptophyta; Magnoliopsida; Poales; Poaceae. Gene Ontology annotation, molecular function: nucleic acid binding; zinc ion binding.
AUGGCGACCAAUGAAAAGUUUGAUGUUCGCGCUCCGUUUUUUGAUGGGACUGAUUAUGAUUACUGGAAGGCACGUAUGACCAACUAUCUCAAAGGCAAGUCGCUGAAGCUAUGGAAAAUCACACAAAAUGCCACAUAUGUGAUUCCAGCUGAGGAACCGACUGACGCCGCUGAGAUCGGGCUUCUUGAAACAAAUCAUCGUGCUGUUGCUAUUUUACAGGCUUCUAUUUGUAAAACUGAAUAUGAUCGGGUUUCUAGUGAAGAUCUCGCUUAUCAGAUCUGGGAGAAACUUAGAAAAUAUCAUGAAGGCUCAAACACUGUGAAAAACCGAAAAUUUGAGAUUCACCGAAAAGAGUUUGAUGCUUUUUGCCAAUUGCCUAGUGAGUCUAUUGAUGACAUGUUUGCACGUUUUCAAGUAAUUGUUAAUAAGAUGAAGGCCAUGAAUAGAAAUAUGCCUUAUGAUGAUCAUGCUAGGGCUCUCAGAUUAUUACAUUCACUUAAUGAUGAAUGGGAUAUGAAAGUUGAGGCGAUCGUUGAAUCUGUAGGUUAUGAAACUCUCACCACUGAUGAGCUUUACAGUAAGCUCAAAUCAAAAGAGAUUGAAAUUGUUUCUAAGCGUAAAUUGAAAAAUCCCACAGCUGCUUCUUCUUCUGACGUUCCAAUGGCUUUGGUUUCUGGAAAUAAGACUAACACUAAUGCUAAUCCAAAUGUUUCCAGUUUUGCUUUGUCUUCUUUGUGUCAUGUUGCAGAUGAGGAGUUGGAGGUGCUAGAUGAUGAUCAGCUUGUACUGCUCUCCAACAAAUUUAAGCGUGUGUAUGACAACAGGCGUAAUAGAAGACGUUCAGAUGGUUGCUUCAACUGUGGUGAGCGAGGACACUUUGCUGCUGAUUGCCCAAACAAGCAGAGAUCUUUUGAGCAGGGCAAUAACUCCUCCAGGCGCCAGGAGAAGUUCAGGGAGAGGAAGAAGAAGAAGGAUAAGCAAUGGAAGAAAGGCGGACAAAAAUACUCUGACAAGCAAGUCGCUAAGGCUGCAAAUGUUUUGUUAUCUUCUCUUGGACAGUAUGUUUCAGGUGGCUCGUCAGACUCCAGCGAUUCAGAUUCCGAGGAUGAGACACCCAAGAAGAAGACAGACGGACUUUGCUUCAUCACUGACGCCGGCAUCAAUGAUGGGAUAUGUACUAUGGCCUUGGAGGGUGAUGCAUCAACCGACAGCAACGAUGAAACUUCUGAUGAUGAGGUAGAUACUUCUGCAGAACAAAGAAUAGCUAAUUUAACUAAAAUUGUUCAUAAGCAAAAUAAAGUGUUGGCUAAACUUAAAACUGAUUAUGAUAAAACUUGUGCUGAACUAGCUACUCUCAAAAAUGCUGCAUCUAAUCCUGCUGAACCUGAUGAAUUUCUAAUGCUGAGGCUUCUGUCGCUCCUGCACGCAAGCUUUAUCAUUGUGAUUUUUGCAGUCAUGAUGGUCAUCUUUAUGAGUUCUGUUAUCGGAGGAUGCGUGCUGAACGACGUGAGCACCCCACACGUGGUUGGAGGCGAGGAGGACAUAUGGAUAAUGGACUCCGAUUGUUCGCGCCACAUGACCGGAGAUGAUAAAUGGUUCUCCAGCCUCACCCCCACGAGCGUAAAGGAAAACAUCACUUUUGGGGAUAAAAGUCAAGGUAAGGAUGAGGCUUUCUCACAUGUUCAUGAUCUUGUUCUGAAGCUGAAAAAUGAGUUGUCAAAUAAUGCCGUUAGAGCAAUUCGCAGUGACAACGGUGAUGACGAGAUCGGGCAGGAUAUUUUUGAGGAUGAGAAAGAGGACGAUGGAUGUGACGACGACGAUGACGAUGAUGCCCAGCCUGCAAUGCAGGGGGAGCGUGGCGCCCAGCCUGAGCAGGCGCCCUCCACCACUUUGGAGGAUGGACCAUCGCCGACACGUAUAUCUACAGCAGAGCCUGCAGCUUCACCGACUGUUGAUCAUGUACCGGCUGCAGUUGAGGGGGAGGCGAUUUCAGAACGUACAGCACCACGACACAUUCAGAAUCGUCAUCCUGCCAAGAACAUAAUAGGGAUGUGA